AUGGAGGCUGAGCGGGAACGGGCAGAGGUGCCCCGCCGGGCGGGGGUGCCCAGGAUGGGCCGGCGGGCUCGCCAGGACCUCUUCUCUGGUGAGAGCCUCAGCAGGAAGAACUCCUCUUCUGCGUCCACGGGAGAGGAACCACCACCUAAACCCCCACGCCGACAUGGAGGCUGGGCAGUCGAUCCUGUGCUGGCACCUACCAAGUCAGGAAAAAAGCAUGCAGAAGAAGUAGAAGAUCAUCGUCUCAGGCAGCAGAGCCAGGAGGUAUCCAGUGAGGGAGGAGAUAUUCCUGUGAUCCCUGACUUAGAGGAAGUCCAGGAGGAAGAUCUGGCCAUGCAGGUGGCAGCCCCACCCAGUGUGCAGGUGAACCGAGUGUUGACCUACCAUGACUUGGACAAAGAUCUUAUGAAGUACGCUGCCUUUCAGACUCUGGAUGGAGAGGUUGACCUGAAGCUUCUCACCAAAGUCUUGGCUCCAGAACAUGAACUACGGGAGGUCUGGACAGAACUGCUGUCACACCUCAUUGAAGCUCAAGGGCUCAGAACUUUCUUUAUCAUUAAAAUAAUCAAGCUUAGAAAGAAUCUCAAAACUCCACAAUACCUGGAGCAGAUGACUUGCAGUCACCAAAUUCUGCAUCUUGGCUUUUCAUGCAAAGAAGAGGAUACACUCCUUCAGAUUCUCAGCAGUACCAUAAACAGCACCGAACUAUUCGGGAAAAUGAAUGGAGAAAAAGAGAAAUUAAAGUGGGCAUCUGCUGCUGUCUCCUCAGGACGUGUGAGCACAGGAAUUCUUUUACACAACUGUUUGUGUAAUUUGUUAUCCUGCUCAGUACUACAGCCAGCACAGAGCUGAAAUGAAGAGGUAAGAAGCUCUGAAGUGGAUGUUUACAGAAUAACCUUCCCACCAGGGGACUUUCUCUGUAACCCAGACAUUUUGUAGAUGUUUUAUGUCCUGAAGCAUAGAAAAGGAUUGCAGUGGUAAAACAGGAUUAGAUUUUAGGAUCUGAGAGUAAAAAGAAAACCUCUGUACUGAAAAUAGGAAACUAAAUGCUGCAGUCGAUAGAGUGAAGUACUGCAAUUGAAGGGGUUAAGACGACAAAAGGACAGACAAGUACAGAUGAAUUGGUGCAGAGAAAGUAACUAAACUGAAGACAGACAUUAGGAAUGAGAUAAAAAUGAUUUAUCAAAUGUCCGUUUUUGUUCUUUUAAUAUUUCUUUUCCACAUAAAUUUCUCAGACAACAAAAAGGUAAUGAAAAUGUUAAAAUUACAGCUCAGAAUAAAGGUUGAGUUGGAGAAACAGCAAGGAGAGAUCGCAGUGAAGCUGAAUGAUGAUCAUUUCAGAAGGUGUAGGAAUCAGCCACAAAUGUAAGGAUUUUCUUACCGUUAUUUUUUGACA
Messenger RNA from Centrocercus urophasianus (Greater sage-grouse), 1396 nucleotides. RefSeq names its product intraflagellar transport 43 (gene IFT43). The transcript is spliced from 10 exons. Gene Ontology annotation, biological process: intraciliary retrograde transport. Lineage: Eukaryota; Metazoa; Chordata; Aves; Galliformes; Phasianidae. Bases 1 to 852 code for a protein of 283 amino acids. The record is from RefSeq and is a predicted model, not a curated record. Gene Ontology annotation, cellular component: intraciliary transport particle A; cilium.